UGAAGUAGUAGUUAUUCUGUGACGUGAAACAUCACACAAGUGCAAGCCAAGAUCACGAAAUCAAAUUUUGUAUAAUUUGUUCAAUAAUACUGUGGCUUUUCCACAAGUUUGUGUAUAUGACAGUAGUGUAUUCAAUUAAAACUUUUCACAAACAUGUUGGAGUUGAACUAGUUAAACAAAAAAAUUAUACAUUACACAUAAAACCAUAAUAAUUCAUCCUAUACCUUUGCGGGCAUAAUAAAAAUGGAUGAUUUGUAUAUUGCUGUAGUAUGUUCUUCAAAUAUGAAUAGAAGUAUGGAAGCUCAUGCCUUUCUAGCUAAGAAAGGUUUCAAAGUUAAAUCAUAUGGAACUGGAGAAAAAGUCAAAUUGCCGGGAGCAUCAGCAGAUCGACCCAAUUGUUAUGAAUUUGGUGUCCCUUACGAUGACAUUUAUAAUGAUUUAUUGGAAAAAGACAAGGCAUAUUAUACACAAAAUGGUUUACUACACAUGUUAGAUAGAAACAGAAGAAUUAAACCAUGCCCAGAAAAGUUUCAGGUUACCUCAGAACGUUUUGAUGUUAUUAUAACAUGUGAAGAGAGGGUGUAUGAUCAAGUGAUUGAAUGGUUCGGUUCAAAAAGAUCUGUAUAUAAUCAACCAGUCCAUGUUAUAAAUAUAGACAUUCAGGAUAACCAUGAAGAAGCUACUAUUGGGGCAUUCUUCAUCAGUGACAUGGUAACUAAAAUGGCACAAAGUGAAGAUCUUGAUAAUGAUAUUGAUGAACUGCUACAUGAUUUUGAGUCAAAAUGUCAUCGUGCAGUGCUCAACUGUAUUAUGUUCUACUGAAAAAGGAGGAAAACCAGAAACAUGUCUUGCAUCACAAUAGAUAGACAGAAAAUAUAUGUUUGAGGAACCUAUGUUACCUACGAAGUAUUACUUUGGGAAUGUUCUGUUUUAGCAAUUGGUUGCUCUGAUUUGGAGAGAUAAAUUUAUAGUUUUAGUUUUUACUGACUAACAUUGUCACUUUGGGUUUGUCAGUACUUUUAUAGAUUAGUAAAAUAAACCAAUUAUUGCCCACCCUAGAAUGGACCUGUGCCCACACUAGGAUUCUGGACUACCAAUAUGGAAUUCUAUUAAGAUACUAAUAAUAGACUGAUGUUGGGGGCUAGGCCCACCGGAAGAAAUAAUCCUAGAUAUGCCAAUUAGGUUAUCACUACCCUAGCCCUUUGAUACAUCUACUCCAACCCUACCUUACUAUACAUCUACUCUACAUCCUACCAUUUCACUACAUUUCACAUAUUUUACUCACUGUUUGAAGUUUGAACCUUCCCUGGACUAUGACAAACAUUUCAAAACCAAAAUCAGCAAAAUCAACCCAUACAUUCUUGAGAUUUAGCAAGAAAACAAUUGAAUUUUUUACACAUAAGAAAAAUGUACAAAUUCAAAACUUAAUGCCUUUUGUAUUUGCUUAUGAAAGUUAGAAUUUUUUUCAAUUACUGGCAAUGCUUUAAAAAAAUGCUAACUUUCCAAAAAUCUGUAUCAGCAGUUACAAGAAGUGAGGCACCUGUAGACCUAAAUUAAUUUUUGACUUGUAUUGUAAUGGACAAAAUAUAGCAUGCUUAUUAAUAAUUUUAUACUUUUUUAGUAUAUUUUGUUAAGAAACUGUAAAUAAAUACUUAUUAUUUAAUUAAAUGAUUAUCAUUC
This is a messenger RNA of Bicyclus anynana (squinting bush brown), 1680 nucleotides long. It is a transcript of the gene Ssu72, whose product is annotated as RNA polymerase II subunit A C-terminal domain phosphatase SSU72-like. Bases 244 to 822 code for a protein of 192 amino acids. Gene Ontology annotation, biological process: termination of RNA polymerase II transcription. Gene Ontology annotation, molecular function: RNA polymerase II CTD heptapeptide repeat phosphatase activity. Lineage: Eukaryota; Metazoa; Arthropoda; Insecta; Lepidoptera; Nymphalidae. The transcript has a single exon. The record is from RefSeq and is a predicted model, not a curated record. Gene Ontology annotation, cellular component: nucleus; mRNA cleavage and polyadenylation specificity factor complex.